Messenger RNA from Myxocyprinus asiaticus (Chinese sucker), 3458 nucleotides. RefSeq names its product band 4.1-like protein 4. The coding region runs from base 359 to 2392 and encodes 677 amino acids. Lineage: Eukaryota; Metazoa; Chordata; Actinopteri; Cypriniformes; Catostomidae. The transcript is spliced from 23 exons. The record is from RefSeq and is a predicted model, not a curated record. Gene Ontology annotation, cellular component: cytoskeleton.
UGAGUGAGACACAUUCAGAAGAAUCAGGAGAAUUUGAUGGGACACUCGAACAUCCUGAGAUGAAUUCAGCCAGUCAUCACGAGUCACCGUCAUCUACACUUCACAAACCAUUGUGAAGCUUCGGGAUUCACUUCGGCCUGAAUAAACAGAGUUUAUUCAUCAUAUGAGUUCAUAUAUGGGACACUUGGAUAGUCAGGUGCGUGCAGAAGAUCACAGAACAUGUAACAUUUGUAACAAAGGAGGACACUGACGUCACUUUAUGAUGGACUGUAAUAUUAUGAAUGAGGAAAUGUUACUAUAAGCGGUUCGGGUUGGAUCAGAACUCUGGAAUUAUUGUGGAUCUUGUAUUUGGGUCAAAAUGAGUUGUUUCUGUUCGGUUCAAGAGGAGUUUUACUGUGAGGUUCUGCUACUGGAUGAGUCCAAGUUGACUUUAACCACUCAACAGCAGGGCAUAAAGAAAUCAACAAGAGGUUCUGUAGUUCUGGACUGUGUGUUCAGUCACGUGAAUCUCGCAGAAACUGAAUUUUUCGGGCUUCGCUAUUGUGACCGCAGUCAUCAAACGUAUUGGCUAGAUCCCUCAAAAACGCUCGCUGAACAUAAAGAUUUGAUAACAACUGGACCUCCGUAUACACUCUAUUUUGGGGUGAAAUUUUACACCGAAGAUCCUUGUAAACUGAAAGAGGAAAUUACAAGGUAUCAGUUCUUUCUGCAGGUGAAGCAGGAUGUUCUUCAGGGUCGACUUCCAUGUCCAUUUAAUAUAAGUGCACAGCUGGCAGCUCUUGCCAUUCAAUCUGAGCUCGGAGAUUACGACCCGUACAAACAUACGCCAGGUUACGUGUCAGAAUAUCGCUUUGUACCCGAUCAGAAAGAAGAACUAGAGGACGCCAUCGAGCAGGUCCAUAAAACUGUCAUGGGUCAGGUGCCCGCAGAAGCUGAAAAUAAUUACUUGGGAAUCGCCAAGACACUGGAAAUGUACGGAGUCGACCUGCACCCUGUGUUUGGUGAACAGCAAUCUGAAUACUUUCUGGGACUGACGCCUGUUGGAGUUGUUGUUUACAAAAAUAAAACACAAGUCGGCAAAUAUUUCUGGCCAAGAAUUACAAAAGUAUAUUUCAAGGAGACGCAAUUUGAGCUGCGGGUUAUGGGCAGAGACUGUAAUGAAACUUCAUUCUUUUUUGAUGCUCCCAGUAAGACGGCGUGUAAGAAUCUCUGGAAAUGUUGUGUGGAGCAUCACACCUUCUUCAGAAUGCCAGAAAAUGAGUCUAAUUCAUUGACGAGGAAACUGUCUAAAUUCAGCUCUCUGGGCUCGAAGCAUCGCUACAGUGGAAAGACUGCGAUGCAGAUUGGACGAGAGUCUGUAUCUGUACCUCGAGCAGACCUGCAGGUGAUCAGAUCCCGCAGUAAGACCUACCCAAAGAGAAGCACACAGAACAUCACUGCAGGACGGAACAGUGGAGGCCAGACGAUCACAAAGAUGGAGAAUACGAGUGAAGGCCAGAGCAAAAUGACAGCACUGUCACCAGUGAAGAGUCCCAAGGCAAAGACAGACUGCACUUCAGAAGACCAACACAACAAACAUAGUGCACCCUGGGAAGAAGACGCACCACAGAGUGGGCUUUAUAACUCGGCCAGCGAGCGGAACAAAUCUCCCAAAUUCCCCAAAGCUCACAGACGCUCGCCCUCGGGGGGAAACGAGAAUGAGACAUCUCACUCCGCCAGACGCAGAAGAGGACACAGCACUGAAGACCAACAAACAAACAAACAGCACAGGAGAAGGUCACGUUCCCGUGGCAACACCAGCAGCGGAAGCGAAUCAGAGAAUUCCAAUAGAGAACAUCGUAAAAAGAGAAACCGGUCUCGUCAGGAGAACGAGAUGGUGGAUUCUGGUCCGCAGUGGGAAGUUGUUCUCCGCAGACAGAAAGAGAAAACGGCCAGCGAUCCAAACCAUCGGCGCUCACGACACCGCUCACGAUCACGCAGCCCUGAUGUUCAAGCUAAAGAACAACUUUGGAAGCACAUACAGAAGGAGCUGGUCGAUCCGUCUGGUUUUACUGAGGAACAACUAAAGGAGAUUCCAUACAAAAAAGUGGAGACACAAGGUGACCCGAUCAAGAUCCGGCAUUCACAUUCUCCCCGAAGCUUCCGACAGUAUCGACGCUCCCACUGUUCAGACGGAGAGAGAUCGGUGCUCUCCGAGGUCAACUCUCGGACUGAUCUGGUGCCCCCCCUCCCCGUCACCCGCACUGCAGAUGUGCCCGGUUCCAGCUCGACCCCUGUACAGAAGAAGAAAGGGUCCAAAGACAACCUCUCUGAGAGCUCCGAACACGACACAAAAACCAACGCCAAGGUGGUGAAGACUGUACACACAUCUCGCGUGAAAACAGACACGUGACCGUUUUUCACAACAGACGUGUGGAGAAGGAACAGCGGGAUUGCCAGUGGAAUGAAAAGUCCUAUUGGGACCUUUAUGGAAACACUCAAGUGAUCACCAAUCAAAAGUCAAGCUACUUUCAUCAUAGUACAGGCCAUAAAUCUGAAUGUUUCUGCACUGAAAGUGUAGUGCUGUGGUUCUCGACUGGUGGGUCUGUUCUGAUACGUUCACAUUGUUAAAUGAAAAUAAUAAAAUGCAUCAUAAAUAGGCUUUUAAACAGGUGGGGAAAAAAACUCUUGCCAUAUCUUUUGUUUUUUUGACAUCAAAGUUCCAGUCGAACUCUACAGUAUUUUGGCACAAGUUCGUCAAAUUAGACAGAUGUCAACAUGGACAGGUUGCGUGACGUGCCCUCAUCCUCACAAAACAUGAACAAAACACGAGGUAAAAGAAAAUACCACCCAGACGACAUUAAAUACAGGUUCAGUGACAAUAAACGUGGCUUGUGUCGACCACAGUGUGUUCUGUGCAUUGAAUUAGUGGCUUCCGAGAGCAGGAAACCAUCGGAAUUAGAAAAUUCAGCCCAUGUUAUAUUAUUGGAUGUCCACUGUAAAAUGUGGGUCCUGAAGCAAAACCAGUUGAACCACUGAUUUUGAUGGAGGUUUUGUGUAAUGCACAACUACGUUGCAAGCUUUUAGAUUAGAUUAAUUUCCGACUGACAAUCAAAUGAAGGAUGGUGGAUUGUUGGCAUAGCAUACACUUUCUAGUCUUACGGUGUUAUGUGUGAUAGUAUCGUAAACACAAGACUCUUUUUGAACAUUUUAAUACAGUAUUAACGUUUGUGAGUAUGUGGGAAUUAUAAACAGUGCUUUGUAUUAUUAUUAUUAUUAUUAUUAUUAUUAUUCAUUGUGUCCUCAUAUUUUAGAUUAAACUCUGCUGUAGGAAAUAUUGCUGCUGUAUUUCUAUAUUUGGUUUUGCACAAUAAUGUAGCCCUGUCAUUUCUGUAAAAAAAAAACAAAAGUAUCACUGUAGCAAAGUUGGAAACUCAGCGUCUUGAAUUACAACAUGUUUUUGUCAAUAAAUACAUCCA